CAUAACGUAAACAAACAGUUAAAUCAAAACAAUUAAUAUUUUAUUUAUAUUUAUUGACAGACAAGUGAUCUUUGAUUUGUUUGUCACUGAUAUCAAAGUAUUGGACGAUAUGAACGAAAGCAAACCGAUUGUGGCCAACAUGUCGUCCAUUGUCGACCUGAAGGCAGAGCUGUACCGAAAGCAUGAAUCACUUCAGAUGAAGAAGUUGGCGGAAAAUCAAAGACAAAUUAUUGAAGAAAAUGAUAACAACUUAUAUUCAAUCAAUCAUUUGAAUCAUAAGAAGUAUAAAUUAGGCAAAAGAGUGCGCGAAAAGACUGAACAAGAGUUGCGACAAAAAGCUAACAAAUUGAUUACCAUUGAUAUUAAACGAAGACAAUUGAAUGAAGAAUAUAAUAAAGAAGAAGAAGAAGAAUUGGCACUCAAAAAGUCAAAACAAAUGCUUGAAAUGAAGAGUCAAUUAUACGAAAAAUUAUCAAAGAAUCCAAAUCUUAUAAAUAAAGACAACAAUGACUUUGAAGAUGAAACAGACGAUAGAAUUCUCGUUGAUUUUUAUCGAAAGGCUUCAGAUUGUAAUCAAAUGACACGAAAUGAAACAUUAAAUAAAAGAGAAACAAAAGAAGAAGAAGAAUGGACUGAAUUUACGGAUUCUUUAGGUCGAACUCGAAGGUGUCUUAAGAAAGAUUUACCACAUUUUCUAGAUAUCGAUAAAAAAUCAUUUCAAAAAAGUGAGUCAAACUCGUCGAUCAAGUCUGACAUCUCAUCAAUAGUUAAUUUAUCGGCAAAUAAUGAAUUACUGAGUAGUGAUUUGCGGCGAGAAUUAGAGCGCCGACAGUGGGAAACAAAUGCCAAGAAUGAACUUAAUAGUCAAGAAUCGAACGAUGAAGAAGAAGAUGAUCAACAAAGAAGUAGUUUACAUACACAUUACCAGAACGUUAAGUUCAAUGAAAUCAGAGACCAUGGAGUGGCUUAUUAUGCAUUUUCUGAAGACCAACAGACACGACAACAACAAAUGGAUCUUUUGAACCAAAUGAGAGAACAAACAGUGAAUCAGAAGUUAGCGAAACAAAACUUAAAACACAAACGCAAACAAUUAAUGAGAGACAGACUCGCAAAAGUUGCUCAAAGAAAAGGUAUUUCUGUCGAUUUGAAAGAAAGUUCCAGUGAUUCUGAUGAAGAUAUCAGUAAUGAUGUUAUGUCUGUUAUUCCUGAGCCGAGACCUGUACCGACAGCUGUCCGGGAAUGGGAUGUCGGCAAAAGAGACUUACAUCAAGUAUUAACUGAAUUGACAGCUAAACCCAAACAAAACUCAUAUAAUAAUUAUAUUGAAGAUAAAAGACAAGAGCGAAACCAAGAGUUUGCUCCACCGAUUAACUAUGACUCGAGAAAACAAUUUACGAUUGAGUCUCAGACCCAACACGAAGAUGAAGACAAACGCAAAAUUGACUACAGAUUGAGUGGUUAUGACUGA
Messenger RNA from Oppia nitens, 1468 nucleotides. Its product is annotated as coiled-coil domain-containing protein 174-like. NCBI's taxonomy places the organism in Eukaryota, Metazoa, Arthropoda, Arachnida, Sarcoptiformes, Oppiidae. The coding region runs from base 110 to 1468 and encodes 452 amino acids. Gene Ontology annotation, cellular component: nucleus. The record is from RefSeq and is a predicted model, not a curated record. The transcript has 2 exons.